GACAGAUCGGUCUCAUCAUGAACAACAGAUUAAACCUGUGCUUUUUCAUUCUCUCUUAUAUGUGUAUGUGCUUGUCUGCGCAAUAUGUACCACCGUUCACAGAAGAUUGCAGAAGUGGCAUGUAUCCUCCAAAUGGCCCCACAUUUAAAGGUGACGUGUCCUGGUACACUGUUGAUCUGGAUUUACCAGCAAGCAAAAGAUGGACAGAUGUUAUUUCAGACAAGAAGACUGAGAUGGCGAGCAUGAUUCAGGCCAUCAGAGAUCUAGCAGACGCCUUUGUUCCCAGCGGGAAGCUCAUUCAGCUGGUGGACAAGGACUUGCCGUUAAUGGUGGACACUCUGCCGUACCCGUUCAAUGAGGAGAUCCGGGGAAUCGCGUCUGUCUCUGGUGUUCCUCUGGGAGAGGUGGUGCUCUUCAACAUAUUUUAUGAGGUGUUCACUGUCUGCACUUCUCUGGUUGCUGAGGACGUCAACGGCAAUCUCAUCCAUGCAAGGAACCUGGACUUUGGACUGUUCAUGGGAUGGGAUUUAAAGAACAGGUCUUGGGUCAUCACAGAGAAGCUGAAGCCUCUGGUUGUCAACAUAGACUUCACGCGAAAUGGCCAGACAGUCUUCAAAUCCACCAAUUUUGCAGGAUAUGUCGGGAUGUUGACCGGCAUUCAUCAGAACUCGUUCACUCUCACUAUGAAUGAGCGAUUCAGUCUGGAUGGAGGAUACAUCGGGAUUCUGGAGUGGAUCUUGGGAAAGAGAGACGGCAUGUGGAUGAGUUUCCUGACUCGCUCAGUGCUGGAGAAUGCAACUAGUUAUGAAAGUGCCAAGGCUCUGCUGUCUGAUACUAAGCUGUUGGCUCCAGCCUACUUUAUCCUGGGGGGAAACCAGUCGGGUGAAGCCUGCAUUAUAACCAGAUCCAGAACACAAAACAUCAGCCCGCUGGAGCUGAAUGUGAAGAACGGCAGGUGGUAUGUGUUGGAGACGAACUAUGACCAUUGGAAAGAGCCUCUGUUUUUGGACGACCGCAGAACUCCGGCUAUGAAAUGCAUGAAUCAGACCACACAGACUAAUAUCUCAGUAAAGACGGUUUAUGACGUUCUGUCCACUAAGCCAGUCUUAAAUAAGUUGACCACAUACACUACUCUUAUGGAAGUUUCUAAGGGAACACUGGAGUCUUUUAUUCGUGACUGUCCAAAUCCCUGCAUGCCCUGGUGAAGAACUCAAGACCAUAGUACACUUCUGCACUCUAUCUGAAGACAGCAAAAUAUGAUGAAUGUGAGUGUCUCUGUUUAGGAAGGGAAAUAAUUCUAAUUUUAGCACUGUUCAAAUCAGCAGUCUUACAUUUUAAAAGGUUUGCAACAUCUGAUUCAGAAUCACAUGAGCUUUGUUGGGUAUAUAAUCAAGCUUAACCUGUCAAACAGGUAGAACAGCUUAUUUAACACAGGUCUAAGGAUGUGUUAUCAAACAAAAUGCACUGAGAAUGUUUAUUGCGCAUGACAUAUUGUACAUAAUUUUUAAUCAAAUUUUUUUUGGAUGUGAUUGUAUCUUUUUUGUUGUUUUUGUAAUGAUAUAUUAGCGUCUGGAAAAUACAAGUAGAACAUAUUUCAACUUGAUAAUCAACACUACUGGUGCCUUAAUAAUAAAUCAUUGACCAAAA
This is a messenger RNA of Danio rerio (zebrafish), 1647 nucleotides long. RefSeq names its product N-acylsphingosine amidohydrolase 1b (gene asah1b). Gene Ontology annotation, molecular function: N-acylsphingosine amidohydrolase activity; hydrolase activity, acting on carbon-nitrogen (but not peptide) bonds; fatty acid amide hydrolase activity. Gene Ontology annotation, cellular component: lysosome; extracellular region. The record is from RefSeq and is marked provisional. NCBI's taxonomy places the organism in Eukaryota, Metazoa, Chordata, Actinopteri, Cypriniformes, Danionidae. Gene Ontology annotation, biological process: lipid metabolic process; fatty acid metabolic process.